Medicago truncatula (barrel medic) is the source of this 3628-nucleotide messenger RNA. Its product is annotated as BAG family molecular chaperone regulator 6. Gene Ontology annotation, biological process: protein folding. Gene Ontology annotation, molecular function: protein-folding chaperone binding. NCBI's taxonomy places the organism in Eukaryota, Viridiplantae, Streptophyta, Magnoliopsida, Fabales, Fabaceae. The coding region runs from base 262 to 3507 and encodes 1081 amino acids. The record is from RefSeq and is a predicted model, not a curated record. Gene Ontology annotation, cellular component: plasmodesma. The transcript has 3 exons.
UCAAACAAAUUUCAUUCAACAUAAACAUAAAGUUAAACGACAAAGCCUACAACUAAAGCACACAACUACACUUUUAUUUAAUCUCUUCUUGGGUUGGUGGUUUGAUUUUGCAUCGAUAAAUUUUCUUUUGGAUUGUGUGGUAGGAUCUUUGGCUGGAUUUUUGUGUACCUGUUUUGUUAAUAGUUUGUGCUAUAAUAACUUUCCAAGAUCAGCCAGUGAAAAUCUAGUUCUGUCUGUUCUUGGUAACCUUUCCAAACAAACAUGAUUCCUGGAUACAGAAACAUGGACUCAUACCCAUUUCAAAGAAACCAAAUACCAUUCCCUUAUUAUCACCAUCCAAGCAUGGAACCUGUUCCUCCUCAAAUGACCAAAUCACCCUUCCCUUAUGAACAACCUUGGCCUUAUGCUAGCAAUUAUAACCACCCUAUACCACCACAUUUCUGCUAUGGCCACAAUAAUUACCCUUGUUACAAUAGUCACAUACCUUCUUAUCCUCCUCAUGUUCCCUCUCCAUCACCAAUGUACUACUCUGGAGGUUGUCCUUCAUUCUUUGGCCCUUAUUAUCCACAAUCACAUUAUAACAUGGAGCUUCCGAGAUACGAGUAUGAUAAAUAUAUGCCAAGGGAACAUCAUUGUUGUGGCUGUUCUAAUCAUUCAUGCAGCCAAAAGGAAGACAAAUCUGUGAAGGUGGAAGAGCAAAAACCUGAUGUUGGUAAGAAAGAGAAUGAUGCUAUGGUUCCAAUUCAGUUUAGGAAUUUUCCAUACCCUUUGGCUUGGAUUCAACCAGAGUAUUAUGGUAACAAACAACCGGAAAGUUUUAAGGUGGAUGAGCAGGAUAAAUUGUUACAUGAUAAAAGGCCAAAUGCUGAUGUGCAGCCAAAAGUUGAGCCAAGAAUGUGGAGUGGAUGGUUGCCCUUUGAUGUGAAGGGUGAUCCGAACAUGUUUCGUGAUGGAGAUGGAAUAAGAAGCCUUGAGAAGGAAACUGAUAGCAAAAAAGAGGAGGCUGAAAAUGGAAGAAUGGAACAGAAACAUCAGAGUGAUCAAAAGAGAUCCGAGUUUCCAUUUCCGUUCUUUCUGUUUCCUUACUACAAUAAUCAAGAGGAAGGAGGAAAGGCCAAAUCAGAUGAUGUUAAAUUCACAGACAGAAGUGUUUCGGAUAUUACCGAGAAAGCGAAUAACCAGAGAAGCAUUCCUGUGAAGCAGAUAGAGUCAAAUCAUGAGAAAAAUGACUUACAUGGAAGUGGGAAGAGAGAAAUGAAUGAUGCCAAAGAGAAUGUGACAAAAAAAGACUCUAACUCGAUGAGUAAACGACGACCAACAUCUCCGCCUAAGGGAUCCAAGUUACCUCCUGUUUGUCUGAGAGUUGAUCCAUUGCCAAGGAAGAAAAAUGGAAAUGGGAGUUCAAGGUCUCCAAGUCCACCUGCUUCAAAAGAACACUUGAAAGCAACAUCUUUUGGAUCAAAGAACAUUCCUUUGAGAGACAUCAAAGACAGGACUGAACCAAAUUCAGAUAGUAAGAGUGCACCAAAGGCUAGUGAGGAGGUUGCACCAGAGAUGAAAACUACUCAAGCGUGCCAAAACAAGACAAAUGAUAAGAAGGAAGAGAAAGGGGCGGAAAAUAUUACAGGGGAGUCUUCAGAACACUCUACAGAAGAUAGAAACACAACAACUAAUGAAGGUGGUAAAAGUGGAAGACGAGUUCUGUCGGAUGCAGAUGCUGCUGUUUUGAUACAAGCUGUUUAUCGCGGUUAUCUAGUAAGAAAAUGGGAGCCUUUAAAGAAAUUGAGGCAGAUAGGUGAAGUCAGUAAGGAGGUGACCGAUGUUAGGGCACAUGUUCAAGCUUUUGAAGGUCAUUCUGAUUUUCAAAAUGAUAACAAGCAAAAAAUUGCAAUUGGUGAAACUAUAAUGAGACUGUUGCUGAAGUUAGAUACUAUACAGGGUUUGCAUCCAAGUUUGAGGGAAAUCAGAAAGUCCCUGGCAAGAGAGCUUGUGACUUUGCAGGAAAAGCUUGAUUCUAUAACGGUUAAGAAUCCUUGCCAGCAGCCCCAUGAAGAUGCUAAAGAUCCUGUUGAAGUCACUUCAUUGAAUGUUCAGAAUGAAAAACUUAAUCAAGAGCAACAAGAAGAGAAAGUGGCAUCAGAAAAAGAUUCAUCUGAAGGUACUAGUGAUGGAAGUCCCAAGGAACAGUUCUGUAUGAAGGAUGAUGAUGGUAGAAGUGAAUCUCGGUCGCAUGUUGAUUCUGCAUCAAGUGAGAGAACAAAGCCGCAUGUUGAUUCUGCAUUAAGUGAGAGAACAAAGACCACAAUGCUACCAAAUGGAUUAAUCAAUGAGGAUAGCAGUCCUGUAAUGGCUGCUGAUGCAUCGGAUUCCACAAGUGAUCUUGUUGACAAAACGGAUUUGGAAUGCAAAUCAAAGUCAGAGGUCAUCGACAUUCCUAUUGUGGUUGAUAAACUUGAUACCACUGCUUUGAAAGACUCACCUGUGGGAGCUAACGAUGAUAAUAUCAGUGACAAUUCUGCAAGUGAAGGGUUAGAUUCUGAUAUGCAUGCAUUGAAGGAGCUUCCAGUUGGAGUGCUUGAUGAAGACACGGCUACAUUUGAAGGGACUAAUACAUCUGGAAAUGUACAAAGUGAAGUACAUGCUGAAAACGAGGUAUUCAUUGAAGAACUCCCAGUCGGAGUGCUCGAUGAAGAGACGGCUAUAUCUAAAGAGACAAAUACCUCUGAGACUGAAGUACAAGCCGGAAAUGAGGUAUUCAUUGAAGAACUUCCAGUCGGAGUGCUCGAUGAAGACACAGCUACAUCUGAAGAGACUAAUACCUCUGAAAAUGAAGUACAAGCUGGAAAUGAGGUAUUCAUUAAAGAACUCCCGGUAGGACUGCUUGUCGAGGAUCCGGAGAAAUUUGAAGUAGAAAUAUCUAAACAUGAUGCAAAAGAUACUCAAUUAGAGCAACCACGGGUCGAAGAAAAAGAAGAUGUUAAGUCUAGUGAGGAAUCAGAUGGUUGGGUAAAGAUUGAGUUCCAGAAAGAAGAUGAUGGACACAUAGCAGAUACACCAAUAGACACAGAAGAAUCAGGAAUUGGAAUUGACUCUAAGUUACCACCUCUUGAAAUUUCUGAUCAUGGGAAUCAAGAAGCGAAUGAUCUAGAUAUCAUAAUGAUGAAUGAAAAGGAACCAGAAGAAAAGCUUGCACAGCAAGAAACAAAAGCUGAUGUUCAAGACACUGCUGACAGAGAACCAACCGGUACAAAAACGAAAGUAUCUGCAGAUUUGAAUGGUGACAUGAGAUUACUGGAAGAGAAUGAGAAGCUAAGGAAGCUGAUGAAGGAGUUGCUUGAAGCUGGGAAUGAACAGAUAAGUGUAAUAUCAACUUUGACUGGGAGAGUAAAAGAUUUGGAGAAGAAACUAGCCAAAACUAAAAGGAGUAAGAAAGUGAGGACAAAGAGACAUAAACCAGUAACUCCCAAAAUGUCUUGGUCAAUGUCUUGUUCAAACUCUUCUGAGUAAUCAUGUGAAUGUGGAUUUUGUAUGUAAUGGCGGCAUGGUAUGAGUCUUGUUGUAUUGAUAAUGAUGUAUAAUUGUAAUAUUUGUGGUAUGAAUAAAUGAAUGUUAGUUUUAUUGCUAUAAA